Colletotrichum scovillei is the source of this 633-nucleotide messenger RNA. RefSeq lists its product as uncharacterized. The record is from RefSeq and is a predicted model, not a curated record. The transcript has a single exon. Lineage: Eukaryota; Fungi; Ascomycota; Sordariomycetes; Glomerellales; Glomerellaceae. Bases 1 to 633 code for a protein of 210 amino acids.
AUGCACAACGGCCCAGUCUCUGGGAAUAUCAACACCAUCAACACUGAGUCUCGAUUUCGUGCACAAGUCGAAAACCUUCUCGAUGCCCAUGUCUUCGUACAAAUGGCACGAGGGCGCAGCUGCGCAGGGCUGGCCACUGGCGGAAACCUGCCAGCUGUGUGUUAUUGUCCCAGUACCGGCAAACCGGCCGCCGUCAAUAUCUCUGCGACUCGUCAAGUGGGGUUGGUCUCCGCCGAUCAGCCAGUCACCCAAAGCUCUGAUCAGAACGCACCGGGGGGGCACGCAAGCCCAGCGAAUGGUCUCGCCCUUUCUGAUCAGCCAUCGAGGAUCACCCUGCAACGUCCAUUGAUGGUGUGUUUCUCCACGUGGGUAAAGAGCAAGCAAGAAAAAAUCGAAGCUUUUUUGCUGUUUUAUCCCUCUCUUUGGUUUUCAGUCUCUGCAGGUUCGCGCACCGGGAUACAUGCCGGGCCAGUUGGAUUGUUUACUGUUACACGCGAGUUGCACACGCGACUCCUUGCUCAGGGCCGCAGGAACACUCAGACGUCAGCCUUGGGACAACUUAAUCGGCACAAAAGAGCCCCGUCAUCUGUUCGAGACGGAGUGCUGGCUUUCGAAGGGCUUCGAUGGCCGUGA